AAGGGUGUUAAACUAAGCUUUAGUAGGAGAGGAAAAAUAAAAUAAAAUAAAAAGAAAAACUUACAAAUUUGCUGUGCUCCUGAAAAUCGUAUAAGAUUGUAACAUAGCUUGAGAGUUUUGUGCAACGUUUAAUUGUUAAACUUUUUAAUCGACACAGCUUAUAGCAUGUCGACACAAGAAGAAAUUCAAGAGCCGCGCACCAAAUCAUUUUUUUGUCAUUCAUGUCAAAAUGAAUUCAGAAAGAAUCCUGAUCAAGACUUCACCUGCUCGACAUGUUCAAGUGAAUUUAUUGAAGAGCUGCCCGAAAGCAGCUUAAAUCCAAAUGCUGAUGAACAAGAUGAAUCACAAUUUAUGCGUGGUGUUUUCAAUGAUUUUUCUAUGGGACCUUUUGACAUGUCAUCAGGCAAUAACAAUACUCCAUACUAUAGAAUUGCAAAUGAAAUUUUAGGCCCUAUAAUAACUGGUAGUCUUGGAGGUUUAGCUAGCACAAGCAGCAAUAACAGUGAGCCAUCUGAUGGAAGCUCAACUAGUAAUGGAUCUUCGCAAACAAAUGGAAGUCGAAGACGUGGCCAAAGGCGACAAGGUCCAAUAAAUUUCGAAGAAAUAUUGCAAGAGAUUCUAGUUUCGAUUACUGAUGGUCCGAAUUCAGGACGUACUCCAAUGUUCUUUAUGGGAAAUCCUGGCGAUUAUGCUUGGGGUCGGGAAGGAUUGGACACAAUUGUCACGCAACUACUAAAUCAAAUGGACAACGCAGGCCCUCCACCGUUAGAUCAAGAAAAAAUCGCAGAAAUUCCCAAAUGUGAAAUCGUACAAGAACAGAUUGAUUCAAAGUUACAGUGCAGUGUGUGCUGGGAGGACUUUCAAUUGAAAGAAAUCGUCCGCCAACUCCCUUGCUCACACGUUUAUCAUGAGCCGUGCAUCUUACCAUGGUUAAAGCUUCACGGCACCUGCCCUAUUUGUAGGAAAUUGUUAGCACCCGAAGACGAAGGCAAUGCCAAUAAUGCCGCUGCUCAAGUAGCAACACAAUUGCGCUUUUCUAUCGGCAAUCAAGCAUCCUCUAGUCAAGAAGCUAACAAUGCAUCAAUGGAUACAACCAAUCAUAGUUCCAAUUCAAAUGAAAAUCCAUCAGGAAGUUCCUCAAAUAGACGACGUGACGACAUUGAAUUUGAUUUCGAUUAGUCCACCUUCAAUUAUUGUUUAACAAAAAAAGUUUUCAAAGUUAAAAUUUAUUUUUGCUUGAAACGUUUAAAUAAGAAGAAAGAUCACAAAAGGGAAUGACAUGUAAUCAGAUUGAUCGUAUUUUUAAAUUGAUUGAUUGGAAUUUAUUUCAUAAAAACAUGAUUAAAUAAUUUAAAUGAUAAUAAAUGAAAUCUAAUGCGGCUUUGUAAAAAAUAAUAAAAAAAUGUCAUGACUUUUGAUUGGAUUUAUUUAACAUUUGAAAGACUUCUUGAUAAUAUUUUGGAAAAAACAAGAAAGAUUUUCUAUAAAUAUUUGAGAUUUUUAUAAGGCAAUCAACUUUAUCAUUUCAACUUUUAUCUUUACGAUAAAAACUACAUCAGUGCAGUAAAUUACAAUAAUCAUACCUACAUUAAAACAAAAUAAAAAAU
Molecule: messenger RNA, 1607 nt
Organism: Clunio marinus
Lineage: Eukaryota; Metazoa; Arthropoda; Insecta; Diptera; Chironomidae
Source: the annotation of a GenBank genome assembly